AUGACGGCCAUCCCCCUCGGGCCACGAACGGAGGCCGUCUCCUCCCACGCCCCGACCAUCUUGGCGGUGGUUGGGUCUUUGACGGGCCUGUCCACGCUGAUCGUCCUGCUACGGUGCUAUGUGCGCGGACUGGUUCUGCGGAAGUUCAAUGCGGAGGAGUACAAUGUCAUCGGAGCGUGGCUCUGUGCGGUGGGAGUGCUGGUGUGCUUCGUGAUUGAGACACAGCAUGGCGUCGGCCGCUACUCGAAGGACAUCUCCGGCGAGGACGUCAUGUAUCUGGCCAAGGUGGUGUGGUUCCAUUCCAUCAUCGUUAUGGUGGGACUCAGUCUCGUCAAAAUCUCCCUGGCGGUGUUUCUGCGCCGAUUUGCGCAGAGUAUGCUGCGAAAGGUGUUGAUCGGAUCCAUCGUGUUUUUGGUCGCCUUCACUAUCUCCUGCGGCUUGACCCUGAUUCUCGAGUGUAUCCCCGUGGCGGCCGCAUGGGAUUAUAGUCUGCGUGCUAAUGCUCGGUGCUUUGACACGGAUACCUUCACGGCCAUCGGGCUGUGGAACAGCAUCACCAACCUCGUGACCGACAUCAUCUUCGCCACGCUACCGGUGCCGAUGUUCAUCAAGAUCCAGGUCAAUCGACGGACCAAGGCGUCGCUGAUCGGAGUGUUGAGCUUGGGAUAUCUGGCCUGUGUCGCUGGCAUUAUCAAGAUCAUCGCUCAAGUGAAAGUGUUGCAUGAGACGAAUAUGUAUCGAAAUGACACCUUUAUGGUCUGGAACUGCGUCGAACUGAAUGUCGCCAUCUUGGGAGCAUGUCUCCCAAGUCUCAAACCCCUGGUGAAAUCCCUGCUGGACAGCACGCGCAGCCUGACCAGUGGACGCCGUACUGCAUAUGGCAACAAUUAUCCCGGAUAUUACGGCCAACGCAGCGCCGAUAUCACGCUGAAGUCGAUGACGCGACGCACACACCACUCCAUGUACAACAUCACGGUCGAGGGCAGCUCGGACGGAGACUCGAACAGCGCGCACAGCGGCAAUCGUGCGGAGGACGAGCAGCGCCUGCAUCACACGGAGACAGGCAUCUUGAAGACCACGGAGGUGGUGGUGCACACGCAGCAGUAGGCUGGACUCGACUGUACAUACA
Aspergillus saccharolyticus JOP 1030-1 is the source of this 1129-nucleotide messenger RNA. Its product is annotated as oxidoreductase. Bases 1 to 1107 code for a protein of 368 amino acids. The transcript is spliced from 7 exons. The record is from RefSeq and is a predicted model, not a curated record. NCBI's taxonomy places the organism in Eukaryota, Fungi, Ascomycota, Eurotiomycetes, Eurotiales, Aspergillaceae.